GACACCUGGGAGGAAGAGGGACGAGCAACAUCUUUUGCUGGAGUUUACUUCGUGUGUCUUAAAAGUGGAAUACAUGGAAUGGACUUCUUACCAUCCUUUAGCAGUAAUGGGCCUAGAAACAGAAAACAAGGUCAACACGACUGAGGAACCCACGCAUGAGGAUAUAGAGCCAAAGGACCGACGGGAAAUGACCAACGACGCGGACCACGGACUUAAUGAGCGGAACGCUAAAGAGGAAGCGGAGGAGGACGACGUGUCCACCGACCUACCGGACUGGACGCGACAGGGCCUGUCACUCAGGGCUCAGGUCAGGGGUCAGGCCAUGCACGGACCUUUUAACAGAAGGCCUAAACUCCGCUCGACUAAAAGCUUCCCCCCGUACAGUCAGCCCAUCGGGGGCCUUGGCCAGGAGAGAGAGAGCGACCCGGAGACUGAGAGCGACUACGAGACUGGUGGUUCACCUGCACCCGACGACAGCAGUCAACGGGGCGCGGGAGACGCGCUACGUCUCGAGAAGCCGGCCGCCUUUGGCUCGGACGCGUGGACCCCAGCGACGGGGCGCGACGGGGAGCGGAGGGGGGCCAUCCUGAGACGGGACUGGGGGGACGGCGUCGAGAGUACAGAAGAACGGGACGGCGGGAUGACCUUGGACGGGAGGGGGAGAAGGACGGAUAAAAGGACCUUGCAGGGGGUUAAUGGAGAGGUUUGUCAACCACAUCCCAUCCUCUCCAAACUCCUGCACUUCUCCUCCUCUGACUCCUCAAACUCCUCCUUCGGCCUCCACUCAGCCCACAGCGAGGAGGUUUUCAGCGAAGGAGAGGACACGCAGGACUACAGGCAGAACACAAACAGAAAGGGCGUUUCUUGGAAAUCCCUAAAGACUAUAAUGCAAUGGUCGCUGGGGAGAAGCAGCUCUCCCUCCUGGGUGCAACUCGCUGGGCAUCAAGGCAACUUCCAGCUGAGUGACGGCGGGGAGGUGCUGAAGCUGUUCAGCCCGACGGAGGCCACGUGCCUGGAGCUCCUGAUGAGGGACCCGCUGCGGCCCUUCGUCCCCCAGUACCACGGCCUGCUGACCCAGGGGGAGGAGCGCUAUACCCGCCUGGAGGACCUCCUGGGGGGGCUCGCCCGGCCCGUCAUCAUGGACGUCAAGAUGGGCGUGCGGACCUACCAGGAGGAUGAGAUGGUGAAGUGUCGCAGAGAGCCCACCCUGCGCAGCGACAUGUACCACAAGAUGCUGAAGGCGGACCCCGGGGCCCCGUCGGCGGAGGAGCACGAGCAGGGGGCCGUGACCAAGUGGCGCUACCUGCGGUGGAGGGAUACGACCACCUCCACCUCGACGCUCGGGUUCCGCAUUGAGGGCAUCAUGAUGGAGAACGGCAGCGUUCAGCGGGACUUUCGGAAAAUGCUGAGCUUAGCGCAAGUCACCGAGGUGCUCCUUUACUUCACCAAGAGUCGCAUAGACAUCCUGACGGCCUACCACUGUAGACUGCAGGCUUUGGGAGACGCCUUGGAUACAUCCCCCUUCUUCAGCUCCCAUGAGGUGAUCGGCAGCUCGCUCCUCUUUGUCCACGACCACAGCGGCAAGGCCAACGUUUGGAUGAUCGACUUUGGGAAGACCACCCCUUCUCCGGACCGGAUCCGGCACGACGUCCAGUGGGCCGAGGGGAACCGGGAGGACGGGUACCUCAUCGGGCUGGCCUCCCUCACCUCCUCGCUGCACCAGGCCAUCACCCUGGCCUCCCAGCAGCAGUAGGCCCACACAGGGGGCUUGAAGACAGAGGGGAGCUGCAGAGGACAGUGGGGGUGUCAGUAGAAUAUAACGUUUGCUGCUGGACGGCCCUUCAACAAAGCAAGAAUUAAACACACUUUAACACAUGCGACAACAAGUGGAUCCAACCGUACCAGAACACACUGGGCGAUGACAGGGCUCGAUAUUCCAUUAUAAUUAUAAUUACGUGUGUUCUCCUUGACGCUCAACUAUGCACAUAUUAAAGAGACAAUAUUUCAGUUUUCUUUCAUGACAACAAAUCAUGACAUAUUUUUCUUUUUUUUAAUAUGCAUACAAACAUCAAAACAUACACACCACAUGGACACCCUAGCAAAAAGAAAAACACAACAACCAGUCAUUGUUAUGACAGUAUGUGAAAAGAUUAAAACGUUUGUUGGGGCUUAGUCAAAGUUGGAACCACUCAACAAUCCGACGUUCACCAAAUGACAUGUAGACUACAAGCCCACAUAUCCACUAAAUAUCCACUUGUUUUGUACACACUUUCAAGGACAUGUAUACUCAAUUAAAACUUGCCAAAAAAUAGUAUCAUCAAUAUCAGCACACAAUGUAUUUUUGCCCUUACCAACAGGGUCCAUCCUUAUCUAACACUCACUCAGACACACGAAAAAAUACAUCUUGAUAUUUAUGGAAAUGCAAUGGUUUUUCAAUAGUUAUUAGUGAUAUUAGUGACAUUAAGGAAAAUC
Gadus chalcogrammus (walleye pollock) is the source of this 2472-nucleotide messenger RNA. RefSeq names its product inositol-trisphosphate 3-kinase B-like. Gene Ontology annotation, molecular function: inositol-1,4,5-trisphosphate 3-kinase activity; inositol tetrakisphosphate kinase activity. The transcript is spliced from 9 exons. The coding region runs from base 74 to 1753 and encodes 559 amino acids. The record is from RefSeq and is a predicted model, not a curated record. NCBI's taxonomy places the organism in Eukaryota, Metazoa, Chordata, Actinopteri, Gadiformes, Gadidae. Gene Ontology annotation, cellular component: nucleus; cytoplasm. Gene Ontology annotation, biological process: inositol phosphate biosynthetic process.